Molecule: messenger RNA, 1216 nt
Organism: Catharus ustulatus (Swainson's thrush)
Lineage: Eukaryota; Metazoa; Chordata; Aves; Passeriformes; Turdidae
Product: cAMP-specific 3',5'-cyclic phosphodiesterase 4B-like
Exons: 9
Coding region: 149-1216 (355 amino acids)
Source: RefSeq, a predicted model, not a curated record
GGAGAACCCGAAGAGAAGCAGCGGGGAGCCCGAGGGGAGCUUGAGGAGAAGCUGCGGGGAGCCCCGGAGCCGCCGCCGAAGGUUGCUCCUCUGAAGAAAUUCUGUUUGCCAGAAGUUUUUUAUCCUGGGCUGCACUUGAGUCUCAAUAAUGAAGAAAAGCAGAAGUGUCAUGACAGUGACUGCAGAUGAGAACUGCCUGGAUUACCUGGAGUGCGGGCUCAGCAAAUCCUACAGCACCUCCAGCCACGCCCUGGCCAUUGACCUGUGGCGGGGCCGCCGCUGCUGCUCGGGCAAUCUGCAGCUGCCACCGCUGGCCCAGCGGCAGACGGAGCGAGCCAGGACCCCGGACAGGGACACGCUGUGCAGACCCACCACCCUGCCCCUGCUGCCACCUCCCAGCAUCGCCAUCACCUCCUACACCGACUGCUUCGAUGUGGAGAACGGCCCGUCCCCGGGGCGCAGCCCGCUGGACCCGCAGGCCAGCUCCUCCUCGGGACUCGUCCUGCACACGACAUUCCCGGGCCACAGCCAGCGCCGCGAGUCCUUCCUGUACCGCUCCGACAGCGACUAUGACCUCUCACCAAAGACCAUGUCCAGGAACUCCUCCCUGCCCAGUGAACAGCAUGGCGACGACCUGAUUGUCACACCUUUUGCCCAGGUGCUGGCCAGCCUAAGAAGCGUGAGGAACAACUUCACGCUUCUCACCAAUUUACACGGCACCUCCAACAAGAGAUCUCCAGCCACGAGUCAGCCACCUGUGUCCAGAGUGAACCUGCAAGAGGAGCCCUACCAGAAGCUGGCCAUGGAGACGCUGGAGGAGCUCGACUGGUGCCUGGAUCAGCUGGAGACCAUCCAGACUUACCGCUCCGUCAGCGAGAUGGCAUCCAACAAGUUCAAGAGGAUGCUGAACCGGGAGCUCACCCACCUGUCCGAGAUGAGCCGCUCCGGCAACCAAGUGUCCGAGUACAUUUCCAACACUUUCCUGGGUAAGGAAUGCAGCCCCAGCUUUUUUUUUGGGGGUCAGGGAAGGGUUAAGGGCAGCCUGAUCGCCCCCAUUCGCAGCUUCCCUCCUGGGCUUUUCACUUCCAAAUGGCUGCGGGAAGGGGGAGAAUGGGUUUGGGAGAGUGUAUCCACAGGGGAAUUCCUUCCUGAGACCUGGGGGGGUUCUGGGAGGAAUCCAGGAAUGGUUCUGGGAGGAAUCCAUGGGAUGGUUUAG